GUAAAAUGGCGGACCUGUCAAUCAUCCUAUCAAUCAUUUUUUGACAUUUUGACACAUUUUUAUAAUUUAUGACCCUGAUGAUUUAUGACCCUGCGCGUGCGGGCGUGGGGGUGUGUGUGUGUGUGGGGGUGUGUGUGUGUGUGUGUGUUAAUGGUGAUAAAUUGUUUUUUGGCAGCAGAAGGUUCACAGGGGGGUCCCCAGACCGGAAAAUACGUCAUCGAGGGGUGUGUAUAUAGGUCCACAGAAUUACCUCCAAAAUACUUUACUCUGCCCUCGAACAUCGCUGGGACCACUGCUCCUGAUUCUGAAGCUGUUUUUUGUUGCUGCUCGCUUUGCAAAAAUGGAUCACGCUCCGACAAGCUCCAUUAUAGGCUCUGAAAACGCCAGCCUCCCCACGACCUGGACUCCCCCCUCUUCUCCAUCUCUGAUGAUUCACACCCAGCAGCCGACACCUCCUCCAUCCCCAGAGCCUAUGGCCACACAGGAAGAGAAGAAUUGUGAAACUCAUGAGGUGUUUGAGUAUUCCGAAAAGUUUGUGGAAGGUAUUAGAAUGAGCGUGAUACACUUGCUGGCCAACGUCUGGCGUCGAUACGUCAGAGAGAUCUGUUACGGAUGUCAGACGAAUAAUCCCAGUCAGAAAAACCAUCCGUGUUUGGAUCCAGACGACUGUUUCUACCAGCUACACUUUGAACCUCUGAUGAAAAGGCUUUGGACUGACAACUUCAUACCCUCCAUCUCCAUGUUUAUGUUCAUGAAUAAUGUCGAUGUGGGGAGAGACCGCAUCAUGGGGGCUGCGGAAGUACUUUUAAACGAGCUGAAAUAUGCAGAUAAUGUGGCGCACACCAUGGAUAAAAUGUCUGAGACCUGGGGGGAAGACAAACACAAAAUUAAACAACUGCAAAAGCUUCUCAAAUGGUAUGAUGGAGAGUGUGAGUCACCCGAUGAAAUCGAUGUUGAUGAUGAUGACGAAACUGAAACGGAUGAUGAUGAUGUGUAA
Messenger RNA from Pungitius pungitius (ninespine stickleback), 997 nucleotides. RefSeq lists its product as uncharacterized. Bases 341 to 997 code for a protein of 218 amino acids. The transcript has 2 exons. The record is from RefSeq and is a predicted model, not a curated record. NCBI's taxonomy places the organism in Eukaryota, Metazoa, Chordata, Actinopteri, Perciformes, Gasterosteidae.